Molecule: messenger RNA, 8443 nt
Organism: Pseudophryne corroboree (corroboree frog)
Lineage: Eukaryota; Metazoa; Chordata; Amphibia; Anura; Myobatrachidae
Product: vasoactive intestinal polypeptide receptor-like
Exons: 13
Coding region: 189-1508 (439 amino acids)
Biological process (GO): adenylate cyclase-modulating G protein-coupled receptor signaling pathway; cell surface receptor signaling pathway
Cellular component (GO): plasma membrane
Molecular function (GO): G protein-coupled peptide receptor activity; peptide hormone binding; vasoactive intestinal polypeptide receptor activity
Source: RefSeq, a predicted model, not a curated record
CUUUGUUAAUGAAAGUGCAAUGGGCAGCUGAGGAGAUACGGGAGUGUUCCUGCAGGCAGGCUGCGUGCAGCAUCGGGACCCUGCAUCCAGGUGGCUGAGUGGGACAGUGCCCUGCAUGGCUCAGUGAGGAAGGACUGGUCAGUGAGCAGCACCCAGCACUGGAAGUUUGGGAGAGAGAAGUGUCAGACAUGGGCUGUGCCACCCUGCUCGCCCUCCUCUGCAGCCUGAUCGCCCCUAUACUUUCUACCUCGCCAGAAUGUUUACUCAUAUUGCAGAUCGAGCAGGAACAAAUGGAUUGUAUGAAACUUCCAGAAUAUUUCAACCAGACCUCAGCGUGCGCACGGAUGUGGGAUAAUAUAACGUGCUGGCCAGCCGCCGAGGAAGGUGAAGUCGUUUACGUUCGCUGUCCCGAAUACUUUGGUCUGUUUUCCAAUACAGAAGGCAAUGUCUCCAGAAACUGCACGAGCGAGGGCUGGUCACAGAUGUACCCGUCGUCCUACAUGUUUGCCUGCGGAUUCUCCAACAACGACACGCCGACGGAACAGGCGUUCUUUGGGAUGAUAAAGACGGGAUACACUAUUGGGCACAGUUUAUCGCUAAUCUCUCUCACCGCAGCCAUGAUCAUCCUGUGCCUCUUCAGGAAGCUGCACUGUACCCGGAACUACAUCCACAUGCACCUGUUUAUGUCGUUCAUCAUGCGCGCCGUCGCAGUAUUCGUCAAGGACAUCGUCCUCUUUGAAAGCGGACCGUUGGACCACUGCUCGCCGGGCACGGCCGGCUGCAAGGCUGCGAUGGUGUUCUUCCAGUACUGCAUCAUGGCCAACUUCUUCUGGCUGCUGGUGGAAGGUCUCUACCUGCACACGCUCUUGGUCAUCUCCUUCUUCUCGGAGAGGAAGUACUUCUGGUGGUACAUUCUCAUUGGCUGGGGUGCGCCGACCGUAUUCAUCACAGCGUGGACAAUUACGCGGAUUUAUGUCUUUGACACAGGGUGUUGGGACACAAUAGAAAUCUCGUUUUGGAUCAUCAGAGCUCCAAUAUUGGUCUCCAUUUCGGUCAAUUUUAUUCUUUUCAUCUGUAUCAUCAGGAUUUUGGUUCAAAAGUUGCACUCGCCGGAUGUGGGGAGAAAUGAGAACAGCCAGUAUACGAGGCUGGCAAAGUCAACGCUUCUCCUGAUCCCGCUCUUUGGCGUCCAUUAUAUCAUGUUUGCGUUCUUUCCUCACAACUUUAAGGUGGAGGUGAAACUGGUCGUCGAGCUCAUUCUUGGGUCCUUUCAGGGCUUUGUGGUGGCGAUUCUGUAUUGUUUCCUUAACGGAGAGGUACAGGCUGAGCUAAAGAGAAAGUGGCGGAGAUGGCAUCUGGAGAGGUUUCUGGGAAAGGAUAUAAAAUAUCACAACCCUUCCACGGGCAGCAACGGCACCAACUUCAGCACCCAGAUCUCCAUGCUGACAAAGUGCAGUCCAAAGACUCGGAGAUGUUCCAGCUUUCAGGCAGAAUUCUCUUUGGUCUGACGCCCAGAGCACCAAUCCCGGACUACAGGGCGGGACUUUGCCCCUUAGCGGCAUCACCUCUUUAACGCGGAUUCUCGAGACGUAAAGUCUGAACGCACAUUGUUCUGAAUUGCACUUUAUGGGGUUGUGGGAUUCAUUUCAUAGCCCUGGAAGUGGACGGAAUAAUUCAUUAGAAGACUUGGGAACUCUUGGAUUCAUACUGGAAAUGUCUUAAAGUUCUCUCUCGAACAAGUCUUGAAAAGAAACUUUUACAGUAAAAGAAAAGAAAGAAAUAUUUAUUUAAUAUUCAAAGUUUAGUGCAGAGAAUAACAUCUAGAGAAGUGAAUAUAUCCCACAGGGGCAACAAGAAGUAAUACAUGUCGAGCUGAAUAAGACAUAGCGGCCCUCGCUACUAUAAGUGUGAAGUUUCGUGCGCUGUUCAUCGGGGGUUGGGAACCAGACCUCACGCUGGACCCCUUUUAUAUAUUUUUUUAAAAAUGAACUUUAUAUAAUGGUAAAAUCAAAUUUACGUAGGUACAUAUUUAGGGUAAAGCAAAUAAGGCACAAAAAAAAGUUUUACUAAAUGUUUUGGUUAUAAAUUUUACAUUUUCUGCGGCACCAAAGUGGGUUGAACUCUCGGUGUCCCCUUCAGCUGGUCAGUGGUAAACAUUCAUCACGGAGUGUACGAUCUAUAACAUUUACACAUCAAUUGGUGCAGUGUCCCCAAUACUAUGGAACAAGCUUAUCGCCAUUGCGGCAAAUGGGUGAAAACAUAAGAAAAACACACAGCCAAUGAUAAAGUUGUGCGGAAGCCAAAUAAUUGUUUCAAGAAAUGUGCAUUUGGCCUUAAACUUACUGACACAUCCUGCUCUUACAACGUCUCCUGAGUGUCAAACGAAACGCGCCAGACAGAUGAUAAAACACUGAUGUAACAUGUAACAAAGUGGGAGCUGCUGUUACACAGUACAUCUGUAGGGUAUAGGUACGGAGAAUAAUUAUUCCAGGGUAUGUACUUAUAUGACUUUGAUGGAGUAUUUAGAUAAACGCUCUAUAAUCUACAUAAUACAUUUGUUUCGGAGAUAAACUGUCAAACUUUUGUUUUCACUGCAAACUGGAACCAUUACCCCCCUAGCCGCACGUCCUGGGCGCUGUCUUUCUGCGGUAUGGAACCUCACGAAUCUCUUUUGCUCGACACUUUUUAAAUAGGUGUGGAAUGGUUUGAUUGGUUAGUGUAAACGCAAGGCUCUAGGAAGGGUCACUUUCGGAGAGGGGUGUGAGACGGAGCAGAGGGAAGGGGCCGCGCGGAGCAGAGCAGUUAUUUAUUUUUGCCCAUUUCAGCAAUGUGGCAUUACAGAAAAACACACUUUAUGCAGGGACGCUGGGAAGUGCCUGGCGGGAGGUGUUUAAAAAAAAAGGGUGUGGUUCAUUGUGUCGACAGUCAUUAGGUCGACCAAAGUUGGUCGACAGUGAAUGGGUCAACACCUGAAAUAGGUCGACAUGGUCAUGUGGUCGACACAGGAAAAGUCGUCAUGGAAAAACGUCGACAUGAGUUGUUUUUUUUGUGUAGUUUUUUUUCCGUAAAGUGACCGGGAACCCCAAUUAGUGCACCAUGUCCCCUCACAUGGCUCGCUUCACUCACUAUGCUUCAGAGAAGGUGACUUGCUUCACUACCGCUGCGCUCGCCCCGGUUACUAUUCCCAAUCUUAUCCACGUGGAUCGUAAAGUGUGAAAAAGUUUAAAAAAUGUUUUGUUUUUUUUUAAGUAGAAAACUUAUGUCGACUUUUUCAUGUGUCGGCAUCUGCCAUAUCGACCUACUGAACAUGUCAGCCUAAUGCAUGUCGACCGAUAGUGGUCGUCCUAAUGACUGUCGACUUAAGUGUGGUCGGCCUAAAGACCGAAUAACUUUAAAAAAUAGGUGCACAGGUAAAUAGUCCUUUCCCCCGCAGCACCUGUGUAACUGGCCUACCUGUAAGGUGUGCUUGUACGCAGCUAAAUAGUCCUUUUCCCCGCAGCACCUGUGUAACUGGCCUACCUGUAAGGUGUGCUUGUACGCAGCUAAAUAGUCCUUUUCCCCGCAGCACCUGUGUAACUGGCCUACCUGUAAGGUGUGCUUGUACGCUCAUGGAGAACAGAUCCCUUUCCUGAAUCUACUAAGUAAUUCCUACUUAAUGAACGACGGCAUCGUUCAGAGGAUUCAGCAGGAUUAGGCGCGUUUUGCGUUUUCAUGAAGUGUUCCGUGAAUGAAUUCAGAAGAAGUGAUUUCAGACGGGUCUCUGCGGGCGGUUAUAGGCCGAUACUGGUGAAGGAAAGGUUACAGACGUCCCAUAUAGGUACACAUACUGAUAUAGCAUUUAUUAACCAAGCAAGUCGCCCACUUAUGUAGGAACUCGCUCCAUGAUGAUUAAAUCUCCAGUGGCUUUCACAGCUAACAUAUCUGCAAGGGUUAAACCGUCACUUGGAUAUGUCGCGCCGAGCUGAUAGAGUCUCCUCAAAGUAAAUUACGCUGCGCCAGAUCUAUGUAAUUAAAAAAGUAGCUGUGAGUUUAGUCCUGAUUUCACAUUCCAUUUCCAUAGCGUCUCUGAUCUGCAUUGGAAAUAUCUUCCAAAAGUAGCCUCAAUAAUCCGGCUCAGUAGCCAUGGAGGUCUGGAUGGAGAGAGAGGAGCUGUCGUACCCAUUCACUCAUGCAGAAUACGCUCACUAUACCGCUAACUGCCCUGCAUUAAUGGAGGCUGCCUCCCAUUAAUACGUGGCAGAGGUCUGGGCGUAGGGGGCAGGAGGGCAGAUGCCCCUGAGGCUCUCUGGGUUGCACAGAUGGGCUGACGCAGAUGGACUAUGCUCCUAUUGGUGGCAUUGUUUUUGGGCAUUACAUGGCGGAGGCUCAGAAAGCGUUUUUUUUUAAUAGCAAAAACAUGAAUUUUGUGCCACGUGUUACAGAGUACAGUACUUAUAUAUCUGUAUCUGUCACUCAUCAGGGACAUCUUACCGUAUAGGCAGCUGCCCAGGGCCCCACAAUUCUAGGGGCCUUCCAACAGGCUUGGGUGGUGGUCACACAAUCAGAGCAUUCUCUACCUGCCUCUCAGCCUGCAGCCAGACAGCGAAUGGCUGGCAGCAUGCUGAUUGGCAGAUGGCUGGAGCUAUCCACCAAUCAGAGUGCAGACAGUCAAUCACUGUAUGGGAUCAUGUGAAGAGAUGGUGCAGGACUACAUGAGGGGCUUAUUAUGAUGGUUCCCGUGAAUGGGUGGGUAGGGGCCCCUGUGCAUUACUUUGGCCCGGGCCUACAAUGCUGUUAAGACGGCCCUGACACUAAUUCAGUGUUUUAGAGGGGCCCUAAAGCCUGGAGAUUCCUGGGCAACCGCCCCUGUUCACCUGGUAUUAGCACCAACGUUGAUGUAGAACAUAACAGCUACAUGAUCGUCAUUUGCUAACCCAUACCCGGCAUGCCAGCCUUGUGCCCGCUGCAGUCCAAUGCCCACAGUGCAUCUCUCUGUGCCUCUCAUACAUGUCAUGUUCACCAUGCACAGUGUCGCGCCAACCAUGUAUAGCCCCGUGCCAAACAUACCCGCCCAACUCCCACCUCUGCCUGGAGAUGUGGGUGUAAUGGUCCAUUAGGAUGUUUGACAUCUUCUGCUGAAACUCUUCCCUGUAUUACCAAUACUUGCAGCGUCUGACCGGGUUGUCUGAUGUGGUUAGGGAACAUCCGAUGUGGGUAAGAAACAUCUGAUGCAGGUAGGGAACGCCUAAUGCAGGUAGGGAACAUCCGAUGUGGGUAGGGAACAUUUGAUGCAGGUAGGGAACAUCUGAUGUGGGUAGGGAACACCUGAUGCAGGUAGGAAACAUCUGAUGCGGGUAGGGAACAUCUGAUGUGGGUAGGGAACAUCUGAUGCGGGUAGGGAACACCUGAUGCAGGUAGGGAACAUCUGAUGUGGGUAGGGAACGUCUGAUGUGUGUAGGGAGCAUUGCAGUUUGUAUGUCUUGUCUCUUGAUCUGUUUAUGUUGUCCCCAUGUCCCCAGUCAGUGCAAUGACAUGACCCGACCUCAUGAUGAGAUGACAUCCUCCUAGCCCAUGCCACUAUUUACUCCCCUUGCCACAGGAUCACAUUAUGAUGAGUAUAACUCUGCAUAUAAAGACAAAACCUUCUGCUCAGAUGAACUUACGUUCAUAUAUUUUAUAUAUUUACAGCAAAAAAAUGGAAGUAAAUUUUAUGUUACCAACAUGAUAUAUAAUACUCAAGUGAUACUAAUAUACAGUAUGUACUCCUAUAAAUAUUAUCUCUGUAUUACCGCUGAGAUGUAAUGCCAUGGCUUGUAAUCAGUGGGUCGCAUGCAACAUCUUCUGCUCAGUCGUGCUGCACGGCCAACCAAAAGAUAUCGUGUGCGACCCGGUGAAGGACGUAACGAGGUGUCGCCCUGCCGUUCAUUAGAUCGGGUAAUGUGUACCGUCAAUCUGCUAUGGUCCAACACAAAGGAAAAUUGCCCACACCAUAGGCACGAUUGCCGGUCGUGUAGGUGUGUACCAGGCCUUACACUUGUCUAAACCCCUGGAAUGUGUGUGAGACUCAUAGAUUAUAGUAGACCAACCUUAUGGAUCCCGCACAAUUCCCAAGAAAAGUGUGUGGCAUAAUGGCGCGUUUCGUGGUUAAUCAUGUUGCUGUGGCCCAUCGCCACACACAACAGGGGACAGGGCGGUGAUAAUGCAAUUCAUGGCACCACGUCUUCUCCCCCCGCCACACACACACACACACACACACCUGUACAUACACACAUCCCACCUUUACAUCACCCUCAGAUGUUACAAAGUUGGCAAGUGUGACUAGAUUAAUAGAUUGUAAAAAAACGUAUUGGCCCUCAUGUAAUAACCAGAGGAUCGCAGGGACCAUCCCUGAUUCCGGCAAUUUAGUCUCUAGGUUUAAAGCAGCUAUAUUUUAAAAGGCACACUUGGAUUGGUUUUGCCUUUUUAAAAUAUUGCCACUUUAAAUCUACGUACUAAAUAAAUUCCUGCAACUCUCAGGCGGUUAUUGUUAUUGGUUGCUAUGGGUUACAGCUAAUUUUCCCCAUCUAGGCUAUAAGGGGAGAUGUAUCAAAUCUUAGAGAGAGAUAAAGUAUAAACCAAUCAGCUUUUGUCAAGUUUCUAGUACAGCCUCGAUUAUGACAGGAGCUCAUUAGUUGGUACUUUAUCUCUCUCUACUUUAUCAUCCAUCUCCUAGGCUUGAUAAAUCUCCGCCAAACUCUCCAAAAUUGUUUCCUCUUGAGCAGUGAACCCAUUUUUCAGUUCUGUUCCAUUGUCAAACUGCUUCUGUUCUACCAUGCCCCCAAUCUGCACUCACAUCUUAUCACACCUCACCCAUUUUUCCGUGAGUCCCCACCCUAUUCUUGUGGCAGGCCAUGCCCCUUUUAUACCUCAGAAUAUUGGUGCCUGCAGUGGGGAUUUCUAUGGGAUGUAAGUGACGGCCCUUGAGACAUUUGAAGUUGGGACAAAUUCAGAUGAAGUCCUAAAAUGAAUAAGGGAAAGCCAUGGAUUCCCGCCGCACGCCACCAGCCCACAACACAACCGCUUCCGGGCAGAAAGUAUUAUUUGGGGGGGGUUUAAUUGUGUUAUCCCAUUAUCCUGGGUGGGAAGGAAGGAUGUAAAGCAAAAGACUAGCUGAGGUUAGAUAUGUCUGUAUAUGUAGCAAAUAAUAUAAAGGAAAUAUCCUAAUAUGAGAAUGUAUUCAUUUCCUCCAUUGACUCUUGUAUCAUGUAUUCCCAAAUGCUCACUUAUAGCAUUCAUUUCUUUUGAAGAAAAGAAACAAGUUGCCUCAGCCUUCAGUUAAUGCAGAUAUUUGCACUUAUCCGAUUUUGUGCCAAAUGCUUUGCAGAACUAGCGCGUGGGGCUCAGUAAGUGACUGUUUAAGGGCCAUCUGACUCUGACAUGGCCCCAACCACAGAUGCCAUUAAAUGAGUUUCCCAUCUUAAGAUGAAUUUCAGUGAAUUAUUUAUUGCACACUGUCCUGUGAUUUUGAAAAAAAAAAUGCUUAGUUUUUUUUUAUAGUGUCCAUCAAUGCUUUUCAGCCAUGUCUAUCAUCCAGCAGUGUUAUUUAUUUUCAUCCCCGCCCCUCCCAGAGGGGUAUGACACAAAGCUGACACCUGGCUGCAAUCUUUUCUGACAUAAUGAGCACAACAGAGCCAUUCAAUCAAAGGGCAGUGGGCAUGAACGGUAAUUACUGAUGAUGUAAAUGCAUGGCUGAAAAUCACAUGCAGGAAAUGGAAACUUAUGUGCCAAUGUAUUUAGUAAAAGUCGCAGGAUGGUAUGUACAGUACAAGGCAAUAAAUGAAAUUCAGAUGAAAGUGGACAACCUCAUUAACAACAUGACUAAAGCUAAUGAUAUAUAAUGCUCGGCCCCUGAUUAUGUACAGUCCCCUGUAAAUAUGGUUCUAUAAUAGCACAUGCAAAUGAAUGUAUGUUUUGGUACAAUGUGAAUUGUAAAUAUAGUACAAGGAUAUGUUUAUGACGCAUAGUUUAUCUACAGAAUAUUUUACAAUUUAAAAUCAAAAAUUGUCUUUGUUGCAAAAUAUUAUUAUUAUUUUUUAAGUCCCGUGCGUCUGCUCCGCUUUCCUUUGUGAAUUAGCCCCAGUUGCGCUGGAUUGAUAUACACUGUGACUUUUACCUAUUUUUUUAGUAUGAAGUUUUUAUUUUUGAGCGUAUUUUACUGGUAUCUACUAACCUGUUAUUGCUGUGAAAAUCCACUAAUCUAUUUUCUGCAGAAGUAAAAUUCAGCUUCUAUUUCCUCUGCUUUACUUUUUUAUAAGUGUUAUUUAUUUAGUAUGGAGACCUGUACAGUAUGUGGAUAAUGGGGUCUGGGUGUAUAAAUUCCUUCCAACCGUCCAUUCCAAAUCCAUCUCCGCGCUGCUGGGGGUCUCCCCCCGCCUCCACCGCGGCUGCCACUGCUGAACAAGCAAUAAAAGCAUUGUAAACCUGG